AUGCCUGUUGCUUCAAGUGAAUAUCAAAAUGAGCGUUAUGCAAGCUUUGCUACGACUUCACGCUUAAUUACCUGUUUGGUAUCCGAAUCUUUGGUUCCAGUGUACUUUAUACCUAUCAAGUCUAUUGAUGAUUGUGAUCCAUCUAUUGGCUUAUGUUUACUGCUACGUGCUACUUCAACAGAACAAGAAGUGGAAACACCCAAAAAGGUAACUAUCCAAGACAUUCUUACGGUCGUUCCCCUUCGUGGCUUGCCUAUCCUUAACAAGCAAGACGUGGCUGUAUGGAAUGGCGUGGCUUGUCCUAGAAUCGAACUAGUCGAUAACCUUGACAUGCUCCCUCACAUUUACUCGGUUGAACUGUCGAGCCAGUUCAAAGCAUCUGGCAGUGUCAAGCAAAAAACUGCUGAUACGUUGUCAUCCAUUUUGGACAACAACCAGUCCUUUGAUCUUAUUGAUGGAUACGACGCUGUUAGUCUCUGGGCUCAGUUUGCUAGUGAUUUGACCAUCAAUUCCAAGUUACGGGAGCAGAUUGGACAAGAGCUUCAAUCCUCUAUCAUGUUUCAAAAAUAUACCUACGAUCAUCCUAAAUCUUUACCAUCUUGGGAAUCUUCUACUAUUAAAUGGGAACAAUCCAUUGUUGAAGGCCAUGCUACGCAUCCUAUGCAUAAAGCCCGCAAAAGCUUUCCACCAAUGCCUCCCCUUUAUCCCGGAUCUUACGAUCUCGAUCAUCCUUAUAUUCGCUUGGUAGGUAUUCCACGAGAACAAGCCUUGCUACGUGGUAAUUAUGAAGAGUUGUCUGUGCCCCUGAUCAAUGCAUUAAUGGACGCUGGUGGAAGUCACAAGGAAAUUCGUGAGCAAUAUCCUAAUCAUGUGUUUAUCGCUAUCCACGAACUACAAUUACCCAACGUUGAAGAAAAAUUCAAGGAUGCCAUCAUCUUUUCAAAGGACUAUCAAAUCAGCGUGGAAGCCUUGACGUCAUUACGCUCUGUGGCUCGACCUGAUAUUUUGCCGGGAUUGAGUGUCAAGCUUUGUUUGGGAGUGAAAAUUUCGUCUGCCAUGCGCACCGUCACACCUUUUACAACUUACUUUGGGCCUGGCUUCUCGUCCGACGUUGUACCUCGGUUAACGUAUGAUCAUGAUAUCCUAACCAUUGAACGUGAAUUGGGGACAAUUACCUAUCGUCAUGAAGAUUCCGAUAUUGCCAAGCACUGUAGUAGUGUUAUCCGUGAAGCUGUAGAAUAUGAUCCUCAAUACAAGGAUGACCUAUUUGUUCCUUGUGCUGCCUUGGUUGAAAAGAUACAGAGACCAGAUACGGAUGAGACAUUAGUAACACAUGUUUGGAAUUUGGACACUAAAGAAAAGCGAAGAGAGUUUUUGGAUAGAUACGUUGACUUUGCCUUGCGUGCAUUCUUACCUCCCUGUUUACAAAAUGGUGUCGCUUUUGAAGCACAUGGACAAAAUACCUUGGCACGCUUCGACAGAAAGACCGGUGUACUCAAAGGAUUUGUUAUUCGUGAUUUUGGUGGGGUUAAGGUGCACAAUGAGACACUCAAGAGAUCUGCUGGUUGUGAAAUAGACGUUUUACCUGAUAGCUGUGUUGUAGCAGAGACAGUAGAUGAGGUCGCUAAACUAUUGUAUCAUACUCUCUUCCACUGUCACCUACAAAGACUCAUUCGAGUAUUAGAUCUUCAUUAUAGUGGUGAAGGAUGGGAAAUUGUUCGCAAGUAUAUGACUCAGUAUAUUCCAAAGGACCAUAUCAUGUGGCCCAUGUUUAUGGAACCUAGAAAAGUACCUGGUAAAUGUUUAGUGCGAAUGAAGAUUGAUGAACUUUAUCGCGAUUACAUCUAUCGUCCUGUACCAAAUAUGAUCAACUUUAAACCCCAAAGCCUUUCUGAAACUAUGUAA
Molecule: messenger RNA, 1905 nt
Organism: Rhizopus microsporus ATCC 52813
Lineage: Eukaryota; Fungi; Mucoromycota; Mucoromycetes; Mucorales; Rhizopodaceae
Exons: 6
Coding region: 1-1905 (634 amino acids)
Biological process (GO): siderophore biosynthetic process
Source: RefSeq, a predicted model, not a curated record